AGUCCGUGCAGUGCUUGCGAGCGGAGUCAGCUCCAAAACAGCUGAGGCCGAGUGCAGAAAGUGCAGAAAGUAAAGAAAAAGCAAAGUAAAUGCAAAAAGCAAAGUAAAAAGCAAACAAGUGCAGUUCACUGUGUAUCUGUGUGUGUCUCUAUUUCCCUCUAUGUGUGUGUAUGUGUCAGUGUAUGUGUGAUAGCAUAGAUACAGAGAUACUUACACAUUUUCAGCCAGCUAGUGAAAACAAACGAGGCCAGCAAUUGAAAAUUGUAAAUAAACUGUGCACAAAACUCUGCAAUUGCAAGUUUGAGAAAUUAAACAACAAAAACGAAUAUUAAAUAGAGCAAAUCACAUUUGUUGAGUUGACAAAAUACGACGCACAAUCUACAAGGAAACCAUGUCGACGCUUCCCUUUCUGCUGAGCGUUGCCGACGAGCUGGACAACAUCCAUACGCAAUCGUACAUGGAUGACUUUGGUCUGGGCUUCCAUCCGCAUCGACAGUAUUAUCGGACGCCAACAAUUCAGCUGUCGCUGCCCGCCAGCACCGAUUGGACUGGCCGUGAUUGGCAGGGACGACAUGCGCGUUAUCGCAGCUACAAAUUUUACGAUGAUACGCAGAAUAAUCUGGAGGAAGAGCAGGAGGAUGAGGAGCAGAAGCGACAGCAGCAGCAGCAAUUGCUCGAAGGCGAACAGCAACUGCAACAGCUGCAUCAACACAAGCAGCAACAUCAGCAACAACAGCAGCAACAACAACAGCAGCAACAUCAGCAGCAGCAACAACAACAACAGGAAAAUACUGCCAACUUGGUCAUGGUUAAAUCGAAUUCACACGAUGUGGGCGUAGGCGGCAUGGGACUCAACCUAAAAGCAGGCGAGGAAGAGGACGAUGAGAACAUCGAUCGCACUGUGCGCAUGUAUAAUCUGUCGAAGAAAUGUUGCAAGAAUUACUAUCGCCAUGCUCUGGAGAUGGAUGCCGGCGGGGCAAGUGCAAGUGGACGCACAAAGUGCAGCAAUCUUCGUGCUGGCAGCCAUCACACGCCCACGGAAUCCAGCUCCGAGGAGAGCUUGCAAAAGGUGCCAUCACCCAUCGAGUUUCUUACGUGUUUUCUUGUGAAGAAGUCGCGUGGCUCAAAGUGCUCCAGUCGAGCGGCUGAGCAGCUAAAGAAAUCAUAGAACGCGGCUGCGUUGUUGCCGGCAUUGACAUCAGCAGCAGCACCGACAACAACAACAGCAACAGCGAGUGCAACAACAACAAUCGCAUCGGCAUCGAUGGCGUCCACAUGCGGCUCGACAUUGGCAUCAGCAGCCUCGGCCUCGGCCUCGCUGUCGGCGUCGACGUCGGCGAAGCGUCGCAACAACUGCUUCUGAAUGUUGGCCCGAGUCGGUGUGCUCUGCAGCCAGGCUUGGAACUGGCUGCAGCGUUGCGGCGAGUUGCCCAGCUCGGAGCCAACAACGUUGCCCGCAACACGCCUCGGUCGCAUUACCUACUAGUAAGGAGCAAUGGAGGCGUGGCACACGCGACUCUCUCUCGCAUUAAACAACAACAGAAAUUAGCAUUAAUAUUGGUUUUAGCGGUGCGCAAAAUUUACAUAAUGCUGCGUGCCUCAAUUUUGUGGUCAACUUUAAAAGAGCCAAAAGCAAAACACACACACAACACAAACACAAAAGCAAAGAGCAACAAGCUAAAGCUAAAGCCGCUUUUCAGCAGCAACGAAUUCUAAUUGAAAUAAAUAACACACCGAACAUUAUUUUUUGUGAAAUUAUUCAAAAAUAUAAUCGCAAACAAUUUUUAAAAACCAAAUUUAUACGGAAACUAAAGAGAAUUUGUUAAGCAAAACGUUUUUUAUACGAAUUUUUUGAUACCGAAACCAAAAAAGAGAAAUCGAAAAUAUUUAUAUACUUCUAUAUAUAUAUAUACUAUAUACAUAAUCGUACACACAGCAAGUUUAAGGCAAACACUUUAAAGCAGCUACACAGGGACUUUUUGCUUUUUUAUUUCUCGUUUUUGUUUUUGGUAAAAAAAGGAAAAACUAACAAACAAAAUGUGAAAAAGUUUUGCCAACGUCAGCGAAGGCUGCGAGUUUGGUUUUUUUUUUCGUUGUUUUCAUUUCAGCUUCUGUUUCUGUUUCAGUUUUCCGAAAGGGGGAAAAACUAUUUGAGGAGGACUCAUAAUAUUUACAGACCUUGUCCCGGUUAUUGAAUUGAGCAGAAAGGCAAUUGUUAAAACUUGUUAAAAUGAAUGAAUUUGAUUGAUUUGACACAACAACAACAACAACACACUCUACAAAUAUUUUCCGUGUUCUAAAUGUAUUCUAAAUGUUGUUUUUAGCAAAACCGAAAAACAAAAACCAAAUACAAAGUAAGACAGAAUUUGAUAUAGUAUAUAUAAAAAAUAAAAGUAAAGUAAAGUAAUUCAAGUUGCUACACGUUUUGCACUUUCAGAGUUUAAUAGAAACAUAUUAGACUAAUAUGAUAUAUCUCUAUCGAGUCUUUUGAAAUAAAGAAUUACACGCAUAGCUUUAUAAGUGACAACAAAAUAAUCAUAUUUAACACUCACACACAGUCGAACACUCGUAUCUAGUUGUUACUUGAUGUCAAUCAAUAUCAAUCAUAUUGGAAAUAUUGAAAUCCUCUCCCAAAACAUGACAAAAGUAGCGCAAAAAAGCAAAAAACAAAAGCAAAAAUAACGUUUUUAAACUUGUUCUCAUACUACGUAGAAAUAGAGCAAAGCUAAUGUUAAUUGUUAAAUUAGCGUUUUGUCUCUCGUCUCUUCUAAGCACACACUCAACUCGUAACGAAACAUACUUUAGAAACGCAACGCAUAUCAUUAAAAAAACAAAUACAAAAACAGAAAAGCUAAAUCGUAUCGUAUCGAAUGCAUAUUUAACUUGAAAUUCAAUAAAUGAAAGUGUAACAAAUAUCUCUCGAUGUUUCGCAUAUUUUGUUUGCCCUUUUUACAGAUUUUCGCCUUGGGCCACAGACACUUCAGCAAGGACAAUUCGCUUGUCCUUCUACCAAAACUUGACACUUGCAUUAAUUUUCCAAACGUCAACUCAAAAAUUUCAAGUGCAAGACGGCAAAAAAGACAGAGUGGAGUAUUAGCAAAAAUAUGCGCAAUGGAUUGUUUGGAAGUUUGUGACCUUUUGCUAAAAAGAAACGAAACAAAAAAAAAGGAGAAAGGAGGACAGUAAAUGGCAUGUCCUUCCACUGUCCUUUCGCAUGCAUAUGAGCUGGUUGCUGCUGCGACGCUUAUCCUGGCCCCAAGGAUAUGCCAAGGAUUCAGGUGUCAGUUUUUUCAAUGUGUCUGCGGAAUUCCAAAUGAACUGCAGUUGUCACUCGCUUCGCUUAGCUUCUUUCUCCCUUUUGCAAAAUUCCUUUGCUGCCAACAAACAUCAAAGAGCACCUGCUUCGGCUUUACUUUCAAUUUCAAGCGGAUCGCAAUUCUAUUGGGUUCAAUAGCACACAGCGUACACAACAAAAAUAGACUAAUAGAGCAGGCAUGUUUUCCCUUCCCCCCUUCUGCUCUGCUCUGCUUUGGCCACUCUGACUGCGCCUAUAAAUAUAUCUUUCAAAUGCAAACAAGUGCAUACGUUGUGGGCGUGCCAGAGAGGCACCGGAAUGGACAAAAGGAAACGUGGCUCGUCGUACUCUAUUCAUUUCUCUGUCGUGUUGUGUUCCGUGUUUUCUGUUUUCUGUUCCGUAUUUUGUGUUGUCUUCCCAAAGUGAACUGAAACUUUUUACGUGCUGACUUUAUUCGUGUUUCUCGUCUUGUUGCUGUGGUGUGUUG
Molecule: messenger RNA, 3782 nt
Organism: Drosophila nasuta
Lineage: Eukaryota; Metazoa; Arthropoda; Insecta; Diptera; Drosophilidae
Product: G-box-binding factor
Exons: 1
Coding region: 392-1168 (258 amino acids)
Source: RefSeq, a predicted model, not a curated record